ACGAUGGUUCCAUGCUAUCCAUCUGACUAAACCUAUAUGACCGCCGUUUCGCUGCGCGGUGGUCAUAAUAAAUAUACUGUAUCUAGGAUGAGUGGGUCAUUUGAAUGUUCAGUAUGUGUGUGAGGGUUAACUAAUAGAUAUAUUCUGAAAAACAUGUCCAUCUCUACCAUCACACAAAUUUCUAUUCCAAACCAGGCGGCAGUGAGCUCCAGUUCAGAGAGGGGGCACUUUCCCGAACUGCUGGCCAAUCAGAGAUGUAACUGAAGCCCCCGUAUGACCCCCAAAGCUGAUACGGUAUGGUUUUGAACUACCAUACUAAAUUAAAUAGCACUACAGUUACGGUGGUCAAAUUGGUUUCUGACUUCUUUUACAUAGGAUCCUUAGUAGCAUUUCUGUCCCAGUGAACUCCUUAUAUAACCCUUAACUGAAUUGCCAUAGACUUGCUGUUCAACCCUGUCUACAUCUGUAUACCACAAGUACAUCUGACACCUGUCGAAGAAAGUGUAAUGUACAUGUUAUGUUAGUUACACCUUUCAAAUGCUCUUCUCAAAGACAGACGUUGUGGUGAUUCAGUUCCUUUUUAGCAUUCUCAUUUUCCAUUAACAGUCUGAGUGAUGGAGGAAAAUAGCCCCACUUCCUCAAACACCUCAACUUAAACUUGCACUUAGAAUGAAUAGGCUGUGUUAUAUGCAACCAUCACAUGUCACAGAGAUGCUUCGUGUCACUCUGGCUCUCCUGUCUUUUGCUACAGCUCUGCUGCCUACUUUGGAAUCUGAAGAACAGAUGAUGAAGAUCAGGGAAGGCGAGAGCUUCACUUUUCACACAUCUGCACACAAGAAGGUUCAGUUAGAUGACCAGGUUCUUUGGUCAUAUGGUCAUCUGAAUCCAAGCACUCUGAUAGCCCAGAUUUACCAGAUGGACAUAAAUACAGAGCUCAGUGAGAGAUUCAGGGACAGACUGCAGCUGGACAAAGAAAGAGGAUGUUUGACCAUCAGGAAUGCCACAGCCAAAGACUCAGGAAUCUAUCGCGUUGAUGUAACAGCUCCAGUCUCCAAGCCUGUCUUGAGCACCAUACCAGGGAAUCAAUCAAUCAUCAGGCCAUCGGCUGUUUUAGUGGAGUGCUUUGUGGAGAAUGGGAGAGAGGUCACCCUGUCCUGGUACAGAGGGAAUGAGCUGCUGAACAAGACCAGCAGUCCAGACAUCAACAUCACUCUCAUGCUCCCCCUGGUGGUUGAAGAGCAGGACACCACUGUCUACACCUGUGUGGCUGCUAAUCCAGUCAACAACCAAACAGUCCUACUAGGUGGAAAGUGUUCUCAGUGCUGCGACGCCAUUGUGGUGCGCCUGGUGCUAUCUGCCCUGGUAACUGUGGUCAUGGCUGCCCUGCUGGUGGAGCACUUCAGAGGCAGUGAAUCAGAUGGAAUAGUCUAUUUGACAUAAUAAUUCAAAGAUGCUAAAUAAGAAUUCAAAUAUUUGCUAAAUAAAUCAAUAAGUACACUGGCAUUGAUGUCUCCUGACAGGAAAUAAAAACAUCCAAUCAGUGCUCUCUGAUUACUGGAACUGCUACAUAAGAGUUUUCAGAUAGUCUCUAGACAUGCUGUGAACUUAUUUCUGCCUUUUAAAAUCAAUCAUAAUCAACCUACAGGGCUGUACUAAGACCAUUACUACUGAAAUGUUUAUAGCAGGGUGC
Alosa alosa (allis shad) is the source of this 1690-nucleotide messenger RNA. RefSeq names its product HEPACAM family member 2-like. The record is from RefSeq and is a predicted model, not a curated record. The transcript is spliced from 4 exons. Lineage: Eukaryota; Metazoa; Chordata; Actinopteri; Clupeiformes; Clupeidae. Bases 670 to 1440 code for a protein of 256 amino acids.